Molecule: messenger RNA, 204 nt
Organism: Dentiscutata erythropus
Lineage: Eukaryota; Fungi; Glomeromycota; Glomeromycetes; Diversisporales; Gigasporaceae
Source: the annotation of a GenBank genome assembly
AUGGAAGUUAGCUAUACAAACCCAACCACAUUGGAGACUAGUGCCAAAAAUAACACAUUAGAGGAAAACUUCGACACUGAGAAAACUACUAGCUACAAAGAAGAAAAGCAAAAAGAAGAAUUGAAAGGCGCUUGUAACUCAGAAACCAAAAGAAAAAGAGAAGAUCUAGAUAUACCAAACUUAGAAGAUAGAAAACCUAAGUAG